AUGAACUCAAACCCAUCAGGAUGGACGCAAGCUAAUAAUCUCAGCAUAAAAAUUGAGGAUAUACCGGGAGUGCAAAACUAUACGGCUAGCUUAACGAUUGAGGACAGACAACCACCGGACCAGUCGAAAAAUCCUGAAGAUCAGAUUGAGCACCAACAGGAUGUUAAAUUUACCAUGGAAGUUGACGGCGUAAACCAAGACGACCCACCCCCGAUAGUUGUAGAUAUUCAGGGUACAAUGGAAGUGCCCAAUGGGGAAGUUGUGGACACUGAAGACGUUAUGGAUAUGGCAAUCAGUCGUCCUGGCGGUGGAGUCGAUCUCUUUGAUGUUCAAGUCGACGCUAAUAGUCAAUAUCCGGGGCAGGUAGAGCAACCUGACGAGGCAGAAUUAGUUAGGUCGCUCAGUUACGUGCUUACUACAAAUGCUAUCGAGGAAGCCAAGCGCGUGGUUGCUGGCGCAACAGAUGGUGGUGGAAGAGGUACCCAAUUAAUAGCAGAGCAAGUCAUUGGAACUGCUGAAAGCAGCCUUCUUGAAAGCGUUGCCAGCCGACCCCCGCGCACACAAAGUCAUGACGAGCUCUCCCGUGGCCAUAGCCAGAUGUUACUGAGGGUGUUUACACCUUCAAGUCACGAGGUGGCCCCAGGUGGACCGAGGUUAAGCCCUGACGGUCGGCAAAUAAUCCGCGCGUCUUCUGAAGCUCUCACAGUGCCCACAGAGACGUCCAUCUACGCAAAGAUCUUUUUCCGCCCGAGUUCAGAAGUGGCCUCAGGUUAUACUACGCCUCACUGCACCACCGUUACGACACGCUCCAUGGAAAGCACUGGUUCAAAGACGAUGAGCUCC
Molecule: messenger RNA, 843 nt
Organism: Dibothriocephalus latus
Lineage: Eukaryota; Metazoa; Platyhelminthes; Cestoda; Diphyllobothriidea; Diphyllobothriidae
Source: the annotation of a GenBank genome assembly